This is a messenger RNA of Entamoeba invadens IP1, 379 nucleotides long. RefSeq names its product coatomer gamma subunit, putative. The record is from RefSeq and is a predicted model, not a curated record. Gene Ontology annotation, biological process: endoplasmic reticulum to Golgi vesicle-mediated transport; protein secretion; intracellular protein transport. Gene Ontology annotation, cellular component: Golgi membrane; endoplasmic reticulum; endoplasmic reticulum-Golgi intermediate compartment. The annotation marks the transcript as partial. The transcript has a single exon. Lineage: Eukaryota; Evosea; Mastigamoebida; Endamoebidae.
AUGGAAAAGGGGAACAAAAAAGGAGACGUAGACGAUUACAGUGUGAUGGAGAAGGACAUCUACAUUGAGAAGGUGAUUCUCUUUCAGCAGCGGGAUUGUUGUUCGAAGACUCAUAUCAACGUUCCGAUGUGCAAAAAGUUUCUUACGCGCAUUGUAGCUGCGAUGAACAAAGGCGACAUUUUCAAUGAAGAAGAGUCCACUGAAAUUUUCUUUGCAUUGACCAAACUGUUUACCUCACAAGACUUAACAUUACGAAGACUGUUGUAUGUUGUAUUAGAUGAUAUGGUUCCUUUAACUUCGAACUCUUUCAUUAUAGUUAAUUCAGUGAGUAAAGACUUAAGUGACAAGAUCUCAUCAUUCCGAUGCAGCUCAUUAAGAU